UAAACCCACAGCCCCAACGCCCACCCGCCCCCUUGCUUUCUCGUUGUUCCUCUCUCUCUCUCGUCGUGUCUCCGUCAUGGCAUCCCAAGGUCCUCUCCUCCUUGGCUUUCUCGUCCUCCUCCUUGCCUUGGCCUCCCAGGGCUCCAUUUAUGAUCUCCUCCAUGCCAAUGGUCUCCCCCCAGGGCUCCUCCCCCGCGCGGUGGAGUCCUUCUCGUUCGACCCCCAUUCCGGCCUCCUCGAAGUCCAUCUUCACUACCCCUGCUAUGCUCGGUUCGACGGUCUCGUCUUCUUCGACCGCGUGGUGCGCGGAAACCUCAGCUACGGCAGCCUCCACGGCGUCGUCGGCGUCACGCAGGAGGAGCUCUUCCUCUGGCUCCCCGUCCUUGAGAUCGUCGUCACCGAUCCCUCCUCGGGAGUCAUCUUCUUUGACAUCGGCGUUGCCCACAAGCAGCUCUCCAUUUCCCUCUUCGAGUACCCGCCGGAGUGCCAGCAGAAGAAGGAAGGGAAGAUCGUUCCUGCCAUAGGAGACGGAUUUCGUGGCAGACGAGAGAAAGGAGUCGAGGAGUAACGAUGAGCGAGAAAUAAAAAGAUGCUUCCCAUUUUAUCUCCCUGUUGCUCUUCCCCUCUUCUCUCUACCUUAGUAUGUGGUUCUUGUCUUCUACCCUUAGUAUGGAAGUAUGGGCAACUUUGUCAGUGCAGCUGCUUUAGUUACUGCCUCUUGUUUCCUUUGUUCUACCAUUUUAUGUGAUAUUGCAGUGGUCUCCUCCUCAUCCUUACAAAACUAGUGGGGUGUAAUAAUGAGACGUUUAGCAACUAGACUUGAAGCAAUGUUGCUUCAGAUGAAUAAUGGUGUGGCUAGGUCCAAGUCUAUCUUACAUUAUAUAGUUAUAUUGUACCUUUUCUCAUCAACGAACCCUUGGACGCAUGUUUAUGUUAGCAUAAAUUUCGAGGA
This is a messenger RNA of Elaeis guineensis (African oil palm), 952 nucleotides long. RefSeq lists its product as uncharacterized. NCBI's taxonomy places the organism in Eukaryota, Viridiplantae, Streptophyta, Magnoliopsida, Arecales, Arecaceae. The record is from RefSeq and is a predicted model, not a curated record.